AUGCACCCCGGCUUCCCAGAAAACCCUAGAGCAUCAUUCGACUUUUGGAGCACACCAGCUUAUGCCGAAAGCGAAUAUGUGCCCGAAGGCUAUUCUAUUGUUCAUACCGCCCAACCUGGUUUUUACACCAGAAGGACGCGCAACCCAUGCCCUUUGACUUCUGCUGACGCGUACCAGUAUCAAUACCACCCGGUUACGCUGCAUGCUAAGCAUUUAGUUCCAAUUGCUCAAUCAAGGCUGGCGCACCAAAAUAUGCUAUAUCUACAACACAGGGCAAUCCUUACAGAAACUUCCGAGCAUCUCGAGGAAAUAUUCCAACGUGAAAUCAAGGAAAGAGACGAUAAACGUACUGCAGCUAAAAUACGCAAGGAAAAAUCUCAACAAGAGGUAUCCGCACGCGUUAAAGCGUUUUCCAAGCCGAUGGUUUCUGACGGAGUGUCCGGUGGAUUUUCGUGGCAACCGCAAAGCGCAAAACUUCCUGUGCGAAUCAGGAGUAUCCAACCAGUAAUAUCUCCCUCCGGUUUGACUGUGCAUGAGGAACGUAGGAGGUUGCUGGCCAACAAAGACUUGAUUACGCCGACGGUGGAGUUCCACCAGGAAGAGCCAGAAAAUCAAGCUCACCCGAAAGUUCCGAAGAUAAGUGAUGCGCGAGAAAAUCUUGAUCCAAGUUCAUUCACAGCAGCAGAGGACUCUGCCAAACAGUUUGAAGAGAAAGAUGAUUCCAGGGACCUUUCCACACCUCUUAAUGAGAAGACCGAAGACAGCAGCCCGGGAUUUCCUUCGAAUGAGAUUGGAGGCUCGGCACAUGAUCCGGCUGGGCUGAGAACGUCUGUACAUCUUCCCACGUUUGGGAAAGUUGAAGAUUUGGAAAAUGAGAAGCUUGCCGGGUCAAAUAUCAAAAUUACCCAUCAUCCAGUCUCUGGAGAAACGGUUGUCCCUGUGAACGAGGCCGCUACGUCUUUGUCGAAGACUCAAGCAGCAACUAAACGAGAACUUACUCCCCCAAAGACUGAUAUUGCCUCAGGCAAUCAGGAUGAAGUUUUCCUCCCUGCUGAUACAUUCUCGGUUCAAACGAGCCAAUUGCAGCAAAGUCUGCCGUAUGAAUCAGAAAAUAAUCUGGCGAUGUCCAUACGAAAUAAAGCUCCUGAAAGCACUUACAAAUAUGCGCUUUUAAAAGAGGAAAACGUGCCGCUGUCAGUGGAAGAGUUCGCCGGAGUUGAAAUGCAGAAGAAAAAAUAUAUACCAGGGUCGCAAGGACCUCAUCGAGCUCCAAAUCCUCACUGCGUCACACCGAAUGCUCGGGCCAACGCAAACGAUUUGACCGCAGUCAAACAGCGUCAAAGUCUUAACACGAAAAGCACCCAGAAACCUCACAGCGAUCAAGCCAAAGCCACUCCAUCGCCCAAGUCUCCAGAAACCCUUCGCUCCAUCGAUGCAACCAAUCCUAGUGAGCAAGUUGAAAAUUCAAAGACCUCCGAAGAAGACCCCAGCUUUUCUUCUGGUCCUCGUACCGUUGGAGAUGGCACAGAAGAUUCAGCCUGGAGGACACAUGGGAAGACUAACAAGGUGUAA
Molecule: messenger RNA, 1572 nt
Organism: Puccinia triticina
Lineage: Eukaryota; Fungi; Basidiomycota; Pucciniomycetes; Pucciniales; Pucciniaceae
Exons: 2
Coding region: 1-1572 (523 amino acids)
Source: RefSeq, a predicted model, not a curated record